UUCCAAGAAUGAACCAAACAAUAUACAUGAGAGAUAAAAUUUAUUCCAGGAUCAAACAUAAUAAUCGAAUCCAUACCUCCUGAUAUGGGACUCUGUACUAAUUUAUUCAGGUUUAACGAAUCAAAAUACACCAGUAUUUUCUGAUUUAUCGAUUUUUGACAGGUGUACGUGAGGAGUGCAAUACAAGCAUACAACCACUGCCGAAGCGGCGAAGCCGUAACCCGUUCUCCUUCCCAAAAACGGAAUAAAAGUUAAAAUGUACAACUGGGUUUGUAAACUUUUUCGUUCCUUUUCCUGUAGUAUAAAAAUGGUCGGUCGUAACAUUUUAUCAUUUGCACAAAGUUUUAAAAUCAAAUUAAAAUGUCACUCAAAUUUCAAAGAAUCACAAAGUAUUUGGUGCUGUCAGCUAUACUGGUAAUGUCGAUCCACAGCAAAUGGGCAAAGUCGGCAGACCCAGAGCUGGAAUCGUUGAGUCGGGAGCUGUUAGAAGCGGCGAGACAACCCGAGUUGUUCGGGUGGAUGAAACGGGUUCGGAGAACGAUUCAUCAGAACCCGGAAUUGGGGUUUGAAGAGUACAAGACGAGUGAACUCAUUCGGUCGGAGCUUGAGUCACUGGGAAUUCAGUACGCAUGGCCUGUAGCGAAAACUGGGGUUGUGGCUUCAAUCGGGUCGGGUAGUAAGCCAGUGUUUGCUAUUCGGGCUGACAUGGAUGCUCUAGCUUUGGAGGAACUGGUUGAUUGGAAAUAUAAAAGCAAAAAUGAUGGGAAAAUGCAUGCGUGUGGUCAUGAUACUCAUGUGGCAAUGCUACUCGGGGCAGCCAAGCUACUCCAAGCCAGGAAAGAUCAGCUAAAGGGUACAGUCAAGUUGGUUUUCCAACCCGGAGAAGAAGGUUAUGCUGGUGCUUACCACAUGCUGAAAGAAGGUGCUCUAGAUGACGUGGAUGCGAUUAUUAGUCUACAUGUCCUGCCAACAGUGCCCACAGGUAGUAUUGCUUCAAGAGCUGGCCCUGUUCUAGCUGGUACUGGGAUCUUUACUGCAACAAUUACAGGAGUAGGUGCACAUGCAGCACAGCCCCAUCUCAGUAGAGACCCCAUCCUUGCAGCUUCGUCUGCCAUUGUUUCUCUCCAGCAUAUUAUUUCCCGAGAAACAGAUCCUAUGGAGUCAGAGGUGGUGACUGUUGGGUACUUGAAAGGAGGUCAAGCAAGAAAUGUGAUCCCUGAGAAAGUGGAAUUUGGAGGAACCUUUAGAAGCUUGUCCUCUGAAGGUCUCACCUACUUGAGAAAUAGGAUUAAGGAGAUUGUGGAGAUGCAAUCUUCUGUUCAUCAAUGCCAUGGUGUGGUGGACUUCAUGGAAGAUACACCGAUGCCUUGGCCUGUGAUGAUUAACAAUAAGGCACUUCAUGAGCAUGGGACACGGGUUGUAGAGGCGCUGCUGGGCAGGUCCAAGUUGGAAGUCUUUCAUUUAACUAUGGGAUCAGAGGAUUUCAGCUUCUUUUCCCAGAAAAUGCCAGCUGCAAUAUUUGUUCUUGGAAUAAAGAACGAAACCCUUAAAUCGGAUAUGCCAUUGCACUCCCCUUACUUCUUUGUUGACGAGGAAGCUUUUCCUGUUGGAGCUGCUUUCCAUGCUGCAAUUGCACUUUCUUACUUGGAGAACCAUGGCGGCACUAUCAAGUGUGUCUAAAAGGAGCUCGACGGGGGCUUAAUGGUAAUUAAGUAAUGUGAUUGGUUUGUAUGAUUUAUGUUCUUAGAGAAUGUAUCCGCAACCGCAAGUCUAUGAUGUGCAGCCAGUACAGGAGUUUGAUACGUAAAUAACUACCCUGUCGCCUUCAGGCCCUUCCUUUGAAGGAUUAGAACCAAAUGAGUGGUGAUAAGCUUUUUAGCAACAAUAAGUUCACUUCAGCGAAAGAGAAUAUAAUCUAGCUAAGUGAUAAAAGUUGCAACUUAAGACUAUUAUUUGUGUCA
Messenger RNA from Spinacia oleracea (spinach), 1961 nucleotides. RefSeq names its product IAA-amino acid hydrolase ILR1. The record is from RefSeq and is a predicted model, not a curated record. Gene Ontology annotation, cellular component: endoplasmic reticulum. NCBI's taxonomy places the organism in Eukaryota, Viridiplantae, Streptophyta, Magnoliopsida, Caryophyllales, Amaranthaceae. Gene Ontology annotation, biological process: auxin metabolic process. The coding region runs from base 361 to 1680 and encodes 439 amino acids. The transcript is spliced from 5 exons. Gene Ontology annotation, molecular function: IAA-Ala conjugate hydrolase activity.